AUGGCUUCACCGGAAGCGGCGAUUGUUGCCAAUACGUCCAACAUGCAAAUAGUUCAAAUCCAUCAUUACGCCGAGAAAUCGACGUCGCCGGAAGUCGACAAAUUAUAUCAGGACGAUGCGGUUUGGAUCAUUUCGAGCAGUUUUAUCAUUUUUACAAUGCACUCGGGAUUCGGCCUCCUUGAAUCUGGGAGUGUUUCGGCGAAAGAUGAGGUGAACAUUAUGGUGAAGAACGUGGUCGACGUCGUAUUCGGUGGAUUAUCCUAUUGGUCCGUUGGAUUCGGAUUGUCCUAUGGCGAUUACGAGCCGUUUCGAAAUUCCAUUGUUGGAUUUGGAAAGUUCUUCUACGAUCCGAGCAGGUCAGAGAAUUUUGAUGAGACGGGAAGCAUAAAUGAGGAAGGAUGGUCGUAUGCCUCGUUUUUAUUCCAACUCUCACUUGCUACCACUGCUUCGACAAUCGUGUCUGGAGCUGUCGCCGAACGAGCCAAACUCAAAUCGUACAUUCUGUUGGGCUGCUUGGUUAUUCUCAUUCAAGCACUUCCUGCGCACUGGGUUUGGGAUAGUCAAGGAAUGUUCUAUAAGAUGGGCGUCGUUGAUUUCGCCGGCUGCUCGGCCGUUCAUUUGGUCGGCGGAAUUAUCGGCCUGAUUGCGACGGUGUACCUGAAGCCGCGACGAAAUCGAUUCCACGAAGACAGUGUGCAUCAGAUGAGCAGCCCGACGAAUGCACUAUUGGGAACAUUCCUGUUGUGGUGGGGAUGGUUUGGUAUCAAUGCGGGAUCCGUGUGGGGAAUCACUAGUGGACGGUGGCGAUUGGGAGCAAGAGCUGCCGUUGCCACUAUAAUGGCUUCAAUUGGAGGCGGAGCCACUGCUAUCACAAUCAGCUUCACAAGAACCAAGAAGCUUCAAGUCAACUUUUUAAUCAAUGGGAUUUUGUCAUCAAUCGUCUCGAUUACAGCAAUGUGCGCCGUUUCCCGGCCUUGGCAUGCUUUAUUCAUCGGCUCCGUAUCUUCUGUAUUCUCAAUAGCCGUUUUGCCGGUUCUCGAAAAGCUUCAUAUCGAUGAUCCCGUUGGUAUUGUUCCCAUUCAUUUGACAUCUUCCAUAUGGGGAAUGCUAGCUACCGGAAUAUUUUGUGAAAAAGACAAAAUUCUCGGCGCUGCAACGAACAAUAUGGCCGGCUUAAUCUAUUCCUGGGAUCCUACUUUAUUAGGAGUUCAGGCGCUUUGCACAGUAACAAUUUUGGUGUAUUCGGCGACAACUGGAUUCAUUGUGCUUGUGAUUAUUAGCUGGAGUCCACUGGGAUUGCGCGUAACUGACUAUGAAGAACAAAUUGGUGCUGAUGUCAUCGAGCACGGUUUGGCGGGAACGAAUGUCGCGCGAUACGUACUUGAAAAACCGCUUUCGACAAGAACUUUUCAAACUGUUACCAAAGCGAUUACGAAAUGGAAGAUGCUGGCGAAGCAGAAGAAUCGACAGAAGCGAAUGGAAGCUGCGCGAUUGAAGCGGGAGCAAGAGGAGAGCAGUUUUAUGAAGAAUGGCGGCCUUGCAAAUGGCAAUGGCAAUGUAUUGCAUCGACGUAACACCACCGAUAAUUCGUCGAUGCAGCCAAGCACACCAUCGCAGCAGAAUCAGAUUUUGCCAUCGAGUACAGCAUCAACGGCGCGAUCUUUAAAAUCUGGCGAGGUCGACAAACGAUCGACGCCGACAGUUAUACAAAUGGACACGAUUCGAACAGACGCCGCGCUGUCAAAUCCAGUUGUGCUUGAAGCCGCCCGAAGAUUAUCAUCUUCUUCUGCGCAUUCCGCCGAAUUGUCGAUAAUCCGUAGAGCUGGACAAGCGUUUCCAGACCGUCCUGCGACUUCAUCGAACAUCAUUGUUCGAACAGGCACAUCGGCGAAGUUUGUACGAUCCCCGGCGCCUAGAUCUCUGAGCCCUCCAAUGGAGGAAAAAGACAAAUAA
Molecule: messenger RNA, 1953 nt
Organism: Caenorhabditis bovis
Lineage: Eukaryota; Metazoa; Nematoda; Chromadorea; Rhabditida; Rhabditidae
Source: the annotation of a GenBank genome assembly